AAGCCAUUUUCAGAUCGAAAGCAUGUUGGUGUUGUUCGAAACCGCGGCCGGCCACGCGCUCUUCAAGGUCCAGGACGAAGGCAAGCUCGCCAACGUCGAUGACAUCCACAAGCACUUUGCGUCGUCGGACAAGGCCAGCCAAGUCGUCAAGUUGAAGGCCUUCAACGCCUUCAAGGACACGACCGAAGCUGUUGCCGCCGCUGCCGACUGCACGGAUGGCACGGUCGGCAAGAGCCUCAAGAAGUUCUUGAAGAAGCACGUCAAGGACGCCGGCGUCUCGGACAAGCUCGCCGUCAUGGACAAAGCCUUUGGUGGUAUCAUCAAGGAGAAGCUUGGCAUCCAGUGCGUGCACGACAAGUCGGUCGACGAGCUCAUGCGUGGUAUCCGUACCCACAUGAACUCGCUUAUCUCGGGCCUCGAGGACCAGGACCUCAAGAACAUGACGCUCGGUCUCUCGCACUCGCUCUCGCGCUACAAGCUCAAGUUCAGCGCCGACAAGGUCGACACGAUGAUCGUGCAGGCCAUUGGCCUCCUCGACGAGCUCGACAAGGAAAUCAACACGUACGCCAUGCGCGUCCGCGAGUGGUUCGGCUGGCAUUUCCCCGAAAUGGGCAAGAUUGUCACGGACAACCUCCAGUACGCCCGCACGGUCGUCAAGAUGGGCGUCCGCACGAACGUCAAGUCGCUCGACUUCUCGGACAUCCUCUCGUCGGACGUCGAGGCCUCGAUGCGCGAAGUGUGCGAAGUCUCGAUGGGCACGGACAUCUCGGAAGAGGACGUCAUCAACAUUGGCUCGCUCUGCGAGCAGGUCAUCUCGCUCACGGAAUACCGUGGCCAGCUCUUCGACUACCUCAAGAACCGCAUGAACGCGAUCGCGCCCAACCUCACGGUCAUGGUCGGCGAGCUCGUUGGCGCCCGCCUCAUCGCACACGCCGGUUCGCUCAUGAACCUUGCCAAGCACCCGGCGUCGACGGUCCAGAUCCUCGGCGCUGAGAAGGCGCUCUUCCGCGCCCUCAAGACCAAGCACGAUACCCCCAAGUACGGUCUGAUCUACCACGCGUCGCUCAUCGGCCAGACUGCCCCGAAGCACAAGGGCAAGAUCUCGCGUGUCCUCGCCGCCAAGACGGCGCUCGCUGUCCGCGUCGAUGCGCUCGGCGACGCUACCGAGGCCACGAUCGGCUUUGACAACCGCGCCAAGGUCGAGGCCCGCAUGCGCCAGCUCGAGAACGGCUUCACCGGUAUUGCCUCGGGCAAGGGCAAGGCCAAGACCGACGCGAAGAAGUACGUCAAGGAAGCCACGCCGGCCACCAAGGUGUACAACGAUGCGGACGACAUGAAGGUGCAGAAGAAGCGCAAGGCCGAGGACGACGACGAGGCGUCGGACAAGAAGAAGGCCAAGAAGGAGAAGAAGGCCAAGAAGGAGAAGAAGGCUGACGUCGAAGAGGAAGUCGAGUCGGAGGAGAAGGACAAGAAGAAGAAGAAGAAGAAGAAGUCGGAGUAAAUAAGCUCUCACCUGCCGACCGAUCCCCACCUAGUUUCUUUAUAAAUACAAACUUUUCGUUAUUUGCAUCGUAG
Messenger RNA from Saprolegnia parasitica CBS 223.65, 1575 nucleotides. RefSeq lists its product as hypothetical. The record is from RefSeq and is a predicted model, not a curated record. The transcript is spliced from 2 exons. Gene Ontology annotation, molecular function: snoRNA binding. NCBI's taxonomy places the organism in Eukaryota, Oomycota, Saprolegniomycetes, Saprolegniales, Saprolegniaceae. Gene Ontology annotation, cellular component: small-subunit processome; box C/D methylation guide snoRNP complex. Bases 23 to 1501 code for a protein of 492 amino acids.